AGAUCGUGUCAAAAAGAAUUUUCCUUUGUCGUCAUCGCCGAAAUUCUAGUUGGAAUAAAUCUGUUCGUGUUUUUUGCAGUCUGGUUGCCGUUUGGGGGUGAAAUGUAUCUUUAACUAGAGAAUUCUCAGUCAAAAAGGUGUUACCGACGAAGGGCAAAUACUGUUAUCGGAAUUGUGUCUUAGGUGUUAUGUGUGACGUCUAGUAUUUUGUUUUCAAUCGUGAGAUAGGUGUUCUCUUUUCAAUCAUGGUUCAAUUAGAUUAAAUGAGCCAAAAGUGUAAAAUAUGUUGCUCUCCAAAUCUACUGUGUAUCACACACCCUAUUCAAUUUGCCGGAUUAAUCCCGCGGGUGUCGAAAGGUCAGCAAAUGUCGUGUGCUCGAGUUUAAUGUGUCCAGACAGACUGUCGCCAUGGCGGAGGCGCUAGAAGGAAGCAAAAAAUCGAAGUGAAUCUCGUUUCCCCUUGCAAGAAGACGCGAUCAAUAGCAUUCUACUGAAGCCUCGGUUGUGAGGAUUGAUAGCAGAAAUGAGCUCUCCCCGCAAGGAAACCGCAGAAUAUGCGUCUGCCAGCAGCGUUGUUGGUGAAAAUGCUGAGACUGAGGAAGAGCUGGAAGGCGCAGUGGGAAGUUGUACGGAUGAAACCACACCCGAACAAGAAAUUCCUUCCAAAGAGCCCGACGAAGAAGAUGAGCCACCCGAUUUGCAUUAUCAGGAUAAUUUUCCUCCGACGCCAUACGAGGAAUGUUUGGAUCUGAAAAUAUUCGAAGCACUGGCAAAACAAGAACAGGACGUAAUAAGCCAACCGACAGAGGGAAAACAAGAGUCAACUAGUAUUAAUUUUAUAGAUGGCGAUCCAUCACCUGCUCAUGACCCGAAUUCAAGCAGUCGAAUCUCGCCAAACUGUUGCCCUGCUACUACACCUACAUCGACCGGCGGGCAUCAGGGUGACUCCUGUGGAUCGUCCAGUUCAUCAGCCCCUUGUUCGGGGGUUCGGCGGAAAGCAAAAAUCACCCCGACCUCACAGGAGGAACCGACUUCGAAUGGUGCCAAGAAAAAAGUCCGUUCGAAUGGAUCUCUCAAAUCAUCACCCUCGCAGGAUUAUCUCCACGUGUGGAACCCUGCUCCACGUGACGAACAAAUUGUGGAGAAUCCAUCCGAAGAGGUGGUACCGAUCAAUCAAAUUCAUCGGCCACUGGAACGUUCGUGGCCACCCAAACAUUACCACAAACAGCGUAAUCAAUUGUUGAAGCAAGGGUCGGAAGAGUUUUCCUUCGACAUCGUUGAUACCGAUGAGCAGUCCUAUGGGACGGGGCCGGAGAGUGGAGGUUUGGGGGUCGAUUUUACGCCGGGAGAGUUUUUUGACCAAACUCCAAAACAGGUCCGCCAUGAGAAAGUUACGCGUGUUAUUAAACAAGCGCUGGAGGAUAUAACGGAAAGUGCCCCAUUGGCUACGCCAGAAACCGAUGGAAGUUUAUCGGACAAUACUCCACUCCGGUUGGGAAGGGGCCACUUAUAUUGUGCCAACGCUGAUGUUGCUAGCGAAGUAGCCGCAGUUUCCAGCAGUGAUGUUGCCAAGCUUCCGCUUAGAAAAACGGUUCGAACGGAGUUCAGUUUUCCGGAGAGAGACUCCCAGCCCACUUGUUCCAAUGAACCAUUGUUGGCGGAAGGUGGUAGUGAAACACGUACCGUUAAGCCACACCGACCUCUGGCCAGAACGCUGUCCAAUGGGAAGAAUAAACACCCACCUAAUGGUCCGAUCGGCACGGGAGAUUUCCUGGUUGGGGACCCUGCGAAAGCUUGUCACAUAAUUUUCCCCAUACAAAAUCUAUCGCCACGAACACGAAGUCCACCCUCUGGAUCAUCGACCCGAUCGGGUUCGCCACUGGAAAAUUCACCCGAGAGAUGCUCGCCAGUCAUUAUGCACCCCAAACCGGUAAGACCACAGCCACGUCCGCUCACAAGGGUUGGGUGUGGCAGAAACAAUGACCCAAUCUGUCCCCCGACACCAACACAUCACGCUCGCAGGUUACGGGUGCUGUCGGAUAGUUUUGGCCCUCCAGAUCUCUAUACAAGAAAUGCUUUUUCGCCUGAAACGGUGGUACAGCCUGACAUGAGGUACAAUGACCUAGUGGCAAUAACUGGGAACCGAGUGGAUCAGCUUCGAGUAGCAGAAGGCCAUGACGAUGAGCCCGACACGGAUUCACCGGUUCGGCAUCUGACCAGUACAAGACUUCCUUCCAUACCGGAAAGGGCUCGCGGGGCGUUGGCUGAACCUGAAGAACCACUUCCCCCAGCUUGGGAGGCAAGAAUGGAUAGUCAUGGUAGAAUUUUCUACAUCGAUCAUGCCACACGGACAACAUCCUGGCAGCGUCCGGGAGCACACUCCGGUGUGUUAGGCCCUGAGCAACACAGACAACAACUGGACCGUCGUUAUCAAUCGAUAAGGAGAACAAUAUACGACCGACGUGACGGAGGUAGCCGCAGUCCUCCCCGGUUCGGCUAUGACUCAAUAAAUCCGCGCCAAGGAACAUCUGCCAUAACGGUUGCCGUUAAUGCUGCCCAGAUCGAGAAUCUCCAGCACGAUCGGGCUGCCCAUCCGGUGCUGGCCAUGAUCUGUCGACCUGAUUUCUACUCAAUGCUGCACACCAAUACCGAUGCCAUAUUAAUCUAUAAUCGCAACACUGCACUGAAACACAUGGUUUCUCGCAUACGGCGAGAUCCGACAUGCUUUGGACGGUACCAACACAACCGGGAUCUGGUUGGGCUGGUAAAUUGUUUCGCUUCGCCCGACAAAGGCCUACCAUCGGGGUGGGAAUCAAAGCUAGACCAAAGUGGCAAACAGUUUUUCAUCGAUCAUGUCAAUCGACGAACUUCCUUCAUGGACCCUCGCGUUCCCACGGACUGCCCCCGGUCUCGUCAUAGGCCCGAUCAGUUGAUAACUACGACUAUUGUUCCGGUAGACACCGCACCGAUUCCGCCCCCUAGACCGCCGGCUUUGCCGCGAUUGAGUGUUGGAUCGCCGGAGAUUCCCGUGGCUUACAAUGAUAAGGUGGUAGCCUUUCUUCGCCAACCAAACAUACUCGAGAUCCUUCGCGAGCGUCACGGUGCAGCAGCUUGCUCUCGGAAUUUGCGGGAGAAAAUAAACUCCAUCCGAGUGGAGGGAACGGCCGCUCUGGAUCGACUGAGCCAUGAUCUGCAAUUGACGAUCCUACUCAGCCUUUUCGAGAAUGAGAUCAUGAGCUAUAUUCCGGUGGAAGCUCGCAGCCCGCAAGGUUCACCAAAUCUCAACAAUUCAAGGGUACCGCAGCGUGCGCCUCCUCCAUUCCGCCGGGAUUUCGAGGCGAAACUGCGCACAUUCUAUCGUAAGCUAGAGUCCAAAGGAUUCGGCCAGGGGCCGCAUAAACUGAAACUUCACAUUCGCAGGUCACACCUGCUUGAGGAUGCAUUCCGGCGGAUCAUGUCCGCCAACAAGAAAGAUCUGCAAAGGGGACGCUUGGCCGUUCUGUGGGACACCGAGGAAGGGCUCGAUUAUGGCGGCCCAUCCAGAGAAUUUUUCUUCCUCCUGUCCCGUGAGUUGUUCAACCCAUAUUACGGGCUGUUUGAGUAUUCAGCCAACGAUACCUACACGGUCCAGGUAUCACCGCUAUCAGCAUUUGUGGACAAUAGUCACGAUUGGUUCCGCUUCAGUGGUCGCGUCCUUGGUCUGGCGCUGGUUCAUCAGUACUUACUGGAUGCUUUCUUCACCCGUCCAUUCUACAAAGCACUGCUGCGAUUGCCAGUGGCUCUCAGUGAUCUCGAAUCGUUGGAUAAUGAAUUCCACCAAUCGCUCCAAUGGAUCCGGGAUAACGACAUAGGUUCCGGCGUAUCGCUGGGCCUUACGUUCUGCGUCACGGAGGAACUCUUGGGUAGAGUGGUCGAGCGAGAGCUUAAGCCCGGCGGGAAAAACAUUCCCGUAACGGAGAAGAACAAGCGUGAGUACUUAGAGCGGAUGGUGAAGUGGCGACUGGAACGAGGAGUUCAGGAGCAGACUGAAUCGCUGGUGCGUGGCUUCUAUGAAGUCGUUGAUCCCCGACUGGUGUCAGUGUUCGACGCGCGGGAGUUGGAGCUAGUGAUCGCUGGAACGGCGGAAAUUGAUCUCAACGAUUGGCGGGUAAAUACUGAGUAUCGUAGCGGAUAUCACGAUGGCCACCAAGUCAUCGUGUGGUUCUGGCACGUGAUUGAAAAGUUCUCCAACGAGCAGCGGUUGCGGCUGCUGCAGUUCGUGACGGGGACGUCCAGCAUACCGUACGAAGGUUUUGCCGCUCUGCGAGGAUCCACUGGACCGCGGCGCUUUUGCAUUGAAAAGUGGGGCAAACCGAAUGCGCUGCCCCGGGCCCACACUUGCUUCAAUCGCCUCGACUUGCCGCCAUAUCCGACGCCGGAUAUACUGUACGAGAAACUGCUGCUUGCCGUCGAAGAAACCAACACAUUCGGAAUUGAGUAGCUAGCUGGAAACGGUGACCUCUGGCUCAGCCGGAGCGAUGUGUUCUUUUACUAUUUGUUGCUGUUUCUGUUUUAUAGCGUGUUCAUCUUCUACUUCUUUAAGAUUCUGAUUGUGCAACUGUUAUGAGACUGGCGGCGAGGCGAGCAAUCGCGCGCGGAACUAGGACAGGAAGGCAGAAAUUUUCGGUGUUUAAUUUUGUGGGAAAAUUGAAACGAUGAAAGCGAAAGUGUUAUACCGCCCCACGCAUUGCGCCGCUGCAGCUUUCGACUGCGAUAGAGCAGCAGCGCGCUGUGUGAGAAUUGACGCGAAGUGAUGGAUUGCAUUUAAUACUACGCUGCGAAUCUACGUUUCAUUGAAUAUAGACAAAAUACGUUCGUCGAUAACAGAAAGGUUAUUGGUGCGAAACAAGCCGGCAGCGUUGAUGUUUGUGUGUUUUAGCAGAGGGUGGAGGAGCAAGUUCGAUGGGGGAGAGAAUCCGACGAUGUAUUGCUUUGAGAAAAUGAUAUAAUGAUAUGCGGCAAUUGACCGUGUGUGCAUCGUUUGAAAUCGCUUUUUCGACGGAUAUCAACUGGAAACACGAUGCAUGUUGAUUGGAUAGCAAACAGUGGCGUUAUUUUGUCAGGAAAAUCACAGUAUUAUUCCAAUAGUGAUCUUCAAUGUUGUGAGCGAAACACGAUAACAGAAGUUCAGCCUUUGAAGGAUAAGUUUCGAAUGAAAGGCAGACUUUUUGAUUUCUUCUUCUUCUUUUUGGCUUUAAGAGGGUUUAAACUUUUCAGUUCAUUCGCCUCUAACUUUUUGAUUUUGUUUUUCAUUCCACUCUUGUAUCUGAAAUUCGUGUGACUCAUUAAUGGAAGCAACUGCUAUUGUUGAAAGUCAUUUGUUGAUUACAAAAAGAUGGAUACGAACUUUAUCAGCAAAUUGUGGUUCACCAGUAUGAAUUGAUUCAGAAUUCCCCAGUCCCCAUUUUGACGUGGGACUACGUCUAACCGGAAUAUAUGGAGGGUAAAAUGAAAACCUAAACACAGAACAUGCAGGAAAAAAUGAAAGAUUUCGAAUGCUUAUAGCUCGAACAUUUCGUACUGGAUAGGUGAGAUGUUUGCAUCACUUGAUAGGGAAUAUUUCUACGCAUCUAUCGCAACUAACAAAAUGUUGUUUUUCAUUAGAUAAACAAUUGAAUAACUGUAAAAUAUUAGGCGUUAUCUAAACGCCCUAACUGCAUCGUUUUGAUAGGCCCGAUUUACAGCCAUCAAAACCAAGCAGCCUUGGGGAAAUCGGCAUUGUAAAUACAUGAAAGUAGGGGGACUUUUGUUCUCAUCGAAAAAUGUUCCCUAACACAGACUUUAAAACCAAGCAGCGAAAUCGGCAUUGCAAGCACACGAAAGAGCCUAGAGGCGAGUGAACUGAAAAGUUUAAACCCUCUUAAAGCCAAAAAGAAGAAAAAGAACACACGAAAGUAGGGGGAGCUUUUGUUCCCACCGAAAUGUGUUCCCUUAUAGAGAUUUCUAAACCAAGGUGCCUGGAGAAAUCGGUAUUUCAAAUUCAUGCAAGUCGGGGGUAUUUUUGUUCCGACUGGAAUGUGUUUCCCUAACACAGACUUCAAAUCCAUGAAGCGUGGGGAAAUCGGCAUUGCGAAUUCAUACAAAUCGGGGGUAUUUUUGUUCCGAUUGAAAUGUGUUUCCCUAACACAGACUUCAAAACCGUGGUUUCUGGGAAAAUCGGCUCUGCAAAUAAAUGCAAACUGCGAGUACUUUUGUCCUCGCUUGCCUUUGUGCAGAGUGGAAUAUGUCUGUCCUAACAUGAUCUUCUAAACUUAGGAACCUGGGAAAAUCGUGCAGCCACUAGAAGCGAAUGAACUUCCCAGUUUCAAGCAAAUUCGAGAUUCGAGAAGUAUGUACACUUUUGGGAUGUAAACUUCAGAGGGAAAUGUAAAAUAAAAUAAUCGUUUGAUAUUUUUGUUGUUGUCUUUAUUGGAAAGAUUUUCAGCCUUAGGCUGGUUCAUCAAACGUUUGAUAAUUCUUCCGUACAUAUAUUUUGUUCUAGUCAUCAUACCAAACGUAAAAGGUCCGUCAUUAAAUUUACUUGUAACGAAGAACAAUCAAUCACAAUAAAUGAAUUGACUUUACACGGCAUUUGUUCAUUUUUUUCACUCACAGAGCAAAUAUAUUGAACUCAAUUGAAUUUGGAAACUGUUUCAUUCAAUCAAGAAUUUAAUCAAUACAAACGAAUGAUUGCUCAGCUAAGGUAGUUCCACGUGAACCUUGCGGUUAUAUCAUAGAUAUAACCCACUAAUUUUUUUUAUCAAUCAAAACAACAGUUAUUUGGCCUCGGGAGCGUUCUGCGAGCGUUAUUAUAGGAAAAUGUUAUUCAAAGUAGUUCCUUAUACAGCUGACAUGAAGAAAUUUUUUUCGGUUCGAAUCUAAGAACUACAUUGGCACGAUAUUGGGGUUGAACUCUGACAGGGCGGGACUCUUAGUGGGAUUUUUUUUAUCCCUUUUGUUUAUUUUAGGCUCAUUAGCAUUUCAGCUGUAAAAGAGCCGAAUUUUAAUCGUGUACAUGUCACAUGUUUUAUCAUAUUUAAAAUUAGCACAUUACACAGUUGCCAUUUUUUUGGCGUUAGAGUAUCCCCCUCUAUACCAUUGCAUUUGGUACACAUUUACACAGUAGUCAUUUAGACGUAAGAGUUUUCCUUCUGUUCUCCCAUCAUCCAAGUUAGAUCAGCGGAGACAGUUGAUUGAUCAUUGUUGAGUUAUUUAUAGAACAGCAGCCCGAUGUGUCUUGCAGGGCAGAGCAGUUGUAUGGAUAAAUCGAUCUUAUUUCGACCGUGGAUGGAUCUCCAUCGCUGAUGAUUGUUGCGUGGACGUAGUUGUUCUGUAAUAACACAAAGAUGGUCAAUGAGGACCCUGAGUUUUGAACUCACGAUCGCUCGCUUACUAAGCGAAUGUGCAACCAAUGUGGCUACGGAGACCCCCUCUUGGUGGGAUGAAUUGGAGGAAUUUCUCCAUGUAAAACACUAUCCUCUAUCCGCACGUGGACCGCAGAUGAUUUCGAUAGGGAACACUCGGGAAAUACUGCUAGCUUCACUGUUUGAUUCGAACAACGAACGACUCGUUGAACAAUUUCGGGCUACUAACCCUUUUUAUGCCAAGCGUUCGAAAAAUCGAACAGCAGUUUGAUAAUUUUUCAUGGCAUAUGGUAAGGUUUUGGCAUCAAAUAAUAGCUAAGUUUCUUAGCUACCCCUUACUAUCAAUUUCAUUCAAUUUUGUGUAACUUUAUUGGACAAAAAAUUUUGUUUAAAGUAACUAUGUGCAGGUGGUUGUGUCCCGAAUAACAUUCACCCGAAACACGUUUACCCAAAGCACAUUUACCCGAAAGUAACACAUACCCGAAUGACAUCCACAGAAUGUGACAAAUACCCGAAUGCAGUAUAUACCCGAAUGCGACAAAUACCCGAAUGGACAUUUACCCGAAUGUGACACAUACCCGAAUGUGACAUUUGCCCGAAUACAACAUUUAUCCCAAUGGAAUGUUUACCCGAAUGAAAAAGCGAAAAUUCCGACAGAUCAGAUUAUGAGUUUUGUCGAAUCUCCUGUUAGAAAGAUACGAAGUAAAAUGAGAAAUUGUAAUGAGGAAAUUCGAAAAAGAUGUUGAAGACUUCGUUGUGUCAUUUUCAGAAAUUAGUGUAGGCACAAUUAACAUGCCGUCUUCUUUCCUUUCCGUUCAGCCAUGAGAACAUUCAGAAAUGAGCAUGAAUUAUGGGAUAUUUCGAAAAUUAAGCAGGUAACUUUAACAUAAAAAAUUUGAAUGAUAAUGCGAAAAGAAUAGAUAAGAAAAAAAACGUAUUUACAACCGCAGCUCAGUUUUUAUCAUGAAUUUAUUAUUUCGUGAUAACUUUAUUCUGAAAUCAAUGUAAUGGUGGUUCUCAUUCAACGAGGAUAAGGAACCGAGGCGGCAAUAAGCCACCGAGGUGACGUGAUCCAAGUCGGCUGACGACCCGGGUCGGACCGCAUACGUUUAUCUGGUGCAUCAUGUUUGAAACCAGGCAAUCAAAAUGCAUGAAAUGCCUAAUUAACCGAGCAAACGUUAUGCACCAGGUAAACGUAUGCCGUCCGACGCUCGCUAACGUUCGGUCGGACCUGACUAAAGGAUCGUCCCCUAUGUUUCAAACAAACCGGGCAAUCGAUGGAACACAGGUUUGCUUGCAAGAGGCCGCCGCUUCCGCGGUGGGUCGGCGGCCGACUCGGAUUGCGUCACCUCGGCGGCUUGAGGACUCCUCGGUUCCUUAUCCUCGCUCCCAUUACAGUGAUCGCAUAAUGAAUUUCAUUGCGAAAUAAUAAAUUCAUAAUCAAAAUUGCACUUCAGUGCCAUAAUACGUGUGUUCAAAAAUUGUCAGCUUUCUUUCAAGUAAACGGGCUGCGUCAUCCAUAAGUAUGGACAAACUUCAUAAUACGUUAUAAAACUGCAUUCUUUCACUUUUCAUUAUUUUGAAAAGGAUUUUAUUCAACGCCACUAUUUCUCAAAUUGCACUACCUACGAAAAAUACUUUUUGAAUGGAAAUGAAUGUACGGGACAAAUAUGAUCUUUAAAUAACACUGAUCAGAAAUCCACAAAUACUUCCAAAUAAUAAAAUUUGCGUAUUAUUCGAUUAUAUUAUUAUUCUUUCGUGUAUGUGUCGCAUUCGGGUAUUUUUGUUACAUUCGGGUGAGUGGGAUUCGGGUGAAUGUCUUUCGGGUGAGUGGGUUUCGGGUAAAUGUGACACAAUCGCGGAAAGUACACAACCUAACAUAACUUUGAGAUAUUUUUCUAAGAGAUUGUAUCUAGGACACGACCGCAUUUUCGACGUAGCAUCUUCGAGUUCUCCUAUAACAAAUUACUGAUGAAGAAAAUCGUCAUAAACAUUCAGCGCCUUUCGUUUAUUUGGUUCCCUGCUCACGUUAAGAUUAAACUGCGCUGCUAAUUCACAUCAGACUUUCUCCUUCCCACUCAGAUAUCGAUCACAACUAUAAACAUUUUUACUCCUACUUUCCGCUUGAGGUGUGAUCGAACCCAAGAACCUUGCAACAGUAAGAUUUUCAUACUGGGGAUCUAAAGCGUACUUCCAUGAAAGAAUGUAUCUAAAUACGUUGCAUCUAAAUAAAUGCAGUGUAUGUCCAUAUUCCAAAAUUCUGGAUACUGUUCCAUAUCCGGACUAGCACACAAAUUUUCCUGUAUGCUGCUGGCACCUUCUUUGUCGUAGCACACUUUGAUACAGAAGGCUUCUUCUUCUUUAAGGAUGUGUAGUGAAUGUGUUAGGCAUGAAUGUCCGCACUUACGGAGUGAAUAAAUUUUUGAGUGUCUGAUCUGUCAUUUUUGUGAACUGUUUUGAUUAAAUGGCAUUGGAUUCAAAAUAUGCAUUAGUUGAUACAACUGCUCAAAACCUUCUAUGAGAGUGGUUAAGAUCCGUACCUCUCACGCCAAAGAUCAGAAGUUCUCACUUCCGACAUCCUUGCGUCGGAAUGUAAAGUAAAAAGUAAAAAACCGAAGCUGGAGUCCCGGAACUACGACGGAAGCUGCUUGAGGAGUUAGAAGGCAUGGAGGACCCAAAAAUCAUCUUGAAGGACUUCAAUGCUCAUCACCGCAACUGCGGAAUGCAAACACCAAACGUCAUGGGGAAUAUGUGUUGGGGGUGUUGGAGCUCUCGGCCUUAAAUGACGACACUGAUAUUUUCCCUAAAGGUACCUGCAACACAGCCUAACAUAACUGAUAAUUCAGCAGUCAGUAUUCUUUACUAGGUUAGGGUGGAACAAAGUCGACGAACUUAACACGAUAACCCGCUAUCACUUCGGUCCGGAACUUUGUUGUCCCUGUGAGUCGUUCUAAUAAUCCUCUCACCCGGAAUUUCACCCAACAUUCCGCCAAAGGUGAGUCAACUGGCCUUGACGGUAUCGGUAAGAUGCUGAAACAACUGUUCCUGCUCGGACAGUCCGUUCUUCUCAGCAUUAACGGCAUUUGGAGUAAUAUCCAUACCUAAGGUCGGCCGAAGUAGCAACAACGGGAAAGGCUACCGUCUAAUUUCCUUAGCCUCCUGUUCAUUCACGAUUCCGGAAAUAAUGGGGGACAGGCGCCUGAUCUCCUUUGUAACCAAAAACGUGAAAUUUGACUAUCGACAGUUCGUCUUCCGGCCGGGUAUGGGCAUCAACAACUACUUCGAGAGCCUCGAAGACGUGAUAGCCGGAGCCAACAGGAACCGUCAGCACAUGAAGAUGGUAACACUGGACCUGGAAAAGGUAUACAACAGACCAUGGAUCUCGUUAGUGUUGAAAACUCUGGCAGAUUUGGGCGUUGACGGUAAAUUACUGCAUUUCAUCAAGAACUUCGCCACGCACAUUAGUUCCCGAGUUUUCCACGAGGAAACAGGAGUACCUCAAGGUUCUGUUCUUGUCGUUACCCUCUUUCUUGUCGCCAUGAAUAAACUGUUUCAGGCCCUGCCUGGACGAGUCUUCGUGUUUGUCUACGCGAACGACAUUCUUCUGAUAGCAGUGAGUGACACCCAUAGGAUUCUACGCUACAGGCAGCCGAGAGAGGAUUUAUAUUUAUAUUUAUAACCUUUACCGAGCAACAACAGAAAGGGUGGCGUAUCAAGCUAUCAUCAGCAGCCGUCUCACUUAUAACCUCGAACUGACAUGGCUGAGAACAAGCUCCCAAAAUCUAUGGCAUCGGUCUAUAACAAGGAACUACGGACUGUCUCUGGGCUCCUGCCAUCAACACCAGCUGCCUCUGUCUGCACUGAAAUUGGAAAACCUUCUUUCGAUAUCAUCAUAGACUUGGCGAUCGCAUCCAAGACUGCCAGUUUUUAGUCGACAACCAACGGUAGGGGAAAGAUCCACCUGACUGCCCUUAACAACACAAUUCUGCAGCGGGUGGCACAUUCCUGGUUUGGUGUGAACGACUGGAGGUUUCCAACUGUUCUCGUCGAGAACGUUAUCAGGAACAACUUCUGAGCCGGGAAGAGCUCGACCGGUCUGUUAGAAUACUUAAGGCCAUUAUAGCAGAAAAAUACCGCCUCCACGAGAUGAAAUAUUCGGACGGUUCAAAAGUACCAUCAGUAGUUGGGUUUAGGGUAAGCGAUGGUAACAAUAAUCUGAUUUCAACAAGAAAUACGCGGACAUCUGUCAAGUCUUCUCGGCCGAGGUGAUCGGCUUCUGCGAGGCAAUCACAAUUUCAUCUUCCAAGCCGCUGUUGGUCGUCUCCGAUUCGGCGAACGCCAUAGAUGCCAUCGGUGCGGCCAGGUUCAAACGCCCAUGGGUACAAGCCAUCAGGCCUGUCACGAUGUUUGUUCCCUGUGCCGUCUAUUUGAAAUAGGAACACAGAAUCACUCGCAAUACUAUCCGUUAGGUAACUGUUAUAUAGGUCCACUGAAUCAUCUACCAACGUUCUCUCAAAGGAAUCGGUCAGUAGCUUCCUUCUUCAUCCUUCGACCAUUUCACAAGAUAUUUCCACGCUACAAGCUUUGUAUGGAAGACCGUGUUGUUGAAGCUGUAGAAACAUAACCUACUGAACUGGGCAAAAGUGAAAUAACUUUUCAGGUUAUCUACGGAAUCGUCAAACGGUUGAACGACAAAAGUUCGAGUAAAAAAAUUAAAUUUAAAUAAAAACACCAACGACGGUGAGAUCAUUAGAGACAUGGUUUGUGACGAAAUACCUUGAUUUUCUUGGAUGAAAUUCUCCUGCAGCUUGGUAGUAGAACGUAGUACAUGGUGCCCACUCCCAUCAACUGAAUUGGCCACAUGACGACAAGGCCACAUCUAAUUUGUGGUUAACGCAAGGUGAACUCUCUUGAGUGGUAGAAGACAACAUGAUGGCCAUCUAGGACAGAAUAAGGCAUGGAACUUAACGAAACUGUGGGGGCUAAGGAAGGACGAAGGACGAGGUGAUCGAAAGGUGGAGGCAGCAAUGAAUAUCCGAACAGCGCACAAACGAUGUACCAUAUCCUACGAUGGGUAGAGUUAAGGAGGUCGUUACUCAGCUGAAGAACCACAAAGCACCUAAAGAUGGUCUCGCAGCAGAGCUCUACAAGCUGAUUUCCGAAGCUCCCCGAAAGAUGCCAAGACUGAUUCAGGCAACGAUGAACGAUGUGCGAUGCGGUUUACGGAUCUCAGGCGAUCUGUCGGAAUCUUUGAGACUUACAAGGUACUUCGACAAGGUGACGAACUCUCCGGUCUUCGCUUUAACGUGGUCCGCUUUACGGUGGGUUACGAGGAAGGUGUUAUGCGGGAAACGGGUUUCAACAUGCAGAGCACAUAGAAAAGGAUAACGUUUGCGACAAAUUGUCUGUUAAGAAAGUUGGUGAACUGCCAGUUGGUGGACGAAAACGCAGCAUUAGGCGAAUCGAAAAAGUCAAUAGCAAUUUCGUCCGAAGCAGAUUAUGCCCAAAAUCAGAAUGAAACAACGGUGAGGCACGUAAUAAGCAACAGUGGCGGGUGGCUCAAUUAUAUCCGAAAAAUUCGUGAAAACCAAUUCGUUUGAUGUUCGCCGGUUACAUUUUAAGGUAACUAUUAUCCGUUGAUGUCCUCGAAACACCAUUGCAGAUAAGGAAAAUUAUAAUCAUCAUUAUAAACAAAAAAAACGUCGUUUAGUGAUGACCGUGCCGUACAGAGCAUUGCCGAAUUCACCUCUUCCCUCGAAGGUUAGAAACAUUUAGAAUCUGGAAUCAUAAAACCAGUUGUAUCUUGGGAUUGGUUGAAGGUACAAAACAUCAGAAUGCGAAUAAUUUAUUGUUCUCUCCAGAAAAAGUAUUGGAAAAAAAUAUUCCGAUACCGUUUUUAUGAAUUGUCGUACUUUUCUUCGGAAACCCUGCAUCAAAGUUUGGACCCUCUGUUGGUCAACCUCAGCGGCCAUUUUAUUCCACGAUCUCUUCAUGUCUGCAGCAUACCGAGUCACUUUGGCACCCUACUUCAAUUUCUGCUUGAUAAUUGCCCAUUAUUUUCUGAUUGGGCGGAAUUGGAGGCAAUUGGGAGUAUUUUUCAAAACAAUCGACCCUAUUGUCACUAAAGCAUCUAUCGAUUGUGGUGGCAGCUUGACAAAUCUGGUCAAAACUUCACCGAACUUUCGUGAACCUUAACAAACGGAAGGAGACGUUUCUGCAGGCACUCUUCCCUAGACAUUUUCGAGUCCAUUGUCUUGUUUGUGACGAAAACCUUGGUUUUCUGUCCACAGCUGCAAGUCCCUUGCCAAAUCAAGAACUUCCUGGAAAAUUCAUCUGCGAAAAUGAACUAAAAUUUGCUGGGGACAUCUCUGGCAGUGGCCUGUUAAAAUUUCAGGCCUUGGAGCUGUCCAAAAUCCAUCUUCACACACGUUUGGUCAUCCAUCAGCGUGUAUCCUUCGAACUUCUUUAAAAUCUUGUUGUACAACUUUCGAGCGCGUUUUUUUUUUGGACACCAGAUUUCGCACGGAAAUUACGAUGACCUUCCGCAUAUGGAUUCUCCGUAUUGUACCAUGGUUAUAAUUGUGUUUUUUGGCGAUGUCGUAGUCCGAGAGUCUUAAUCCUUAAUUGUUUCCAAUACCUUCAACCUCAGCUUCCGAUCGUAAAUUCCACUACGAUGCGUCCUCAGAUACAUCCGAACAAGAUUUGUACGGUCAUGGAAACGUUUCAGCACAUCAUACACGGUCGUAUUAACCAAUUUCAGCGAUUUCGCGAUUGUAGUACGUGGCAGCCACGCUGGAUUUUUAAUGUGGAUGUCCAAAAUCAAAUUUCUUCACCAGCUUCCAUCCUGCACAUCUUUUGACGUAGAACUAUCAGAAAACAGUUCACGUUUUUAUGAAAUAAAGUUAACGUUAAUAACUAUUUUUGCCGCGAACGGAUUUUGGUGGUUUACAUACCAAACGAAUCGGAAAUUCCCUAAGAUUUGUUUGAUAUGCUAUACUUUGCCAUCGCAUAGUCUGUAUAUGGUUUAAAUUGAUGAAAAUUGGAAGCAUUCGCAUUUUCUCAUACAUUUGUUCUGUCCAUUUGUGUGCUUUCCCGAACAGAGCUGUCAAUAACGAGCAGCUCAUUGACGAGUAACGAAGGGGAAAUCGUAAGAGUAAAGCUCCGUGAACAAAGGAAAAUAAGAAGAACGAAGGGGAAUAUUUGCCUAGAGUAUAAACAGUGGAUCUCCCUGAGGCAAACAUUCAUUCUUCGUGAGGAAACCGACUGAACAACAUCGUUGCCUGGCGAGCUGGACGGCGAGGGAUCGAAUGCCUUUCUCAAGGCAAUGGUGGUGGAGGAGUAAUAUGAUGGAUAAAGUAAAGUUUCCACGGGCCUUUUUGAAGGUUAGAGCCGAAUGAACUGAAGAAGUUUAAAGUCUCAAGCAAGGAAGGAAGGCAAACUACUAUGAUGGACGAUUGUUUUGUGUUGCGAAUUAUGCAGUCGUAAUUUUUUUUUCCAAAAUAUAUAUUUUUAUCAAGGCUCAUAUGGCGUUAGCCUCACGGGGCCGGGAGUUCAAUACUUUGACAAUUUUUCUUAUUAUCUAUGUUAGUAAUAUGUAACCGAUUACUCGCGGUUGGCUCGAGGUUAGUAUUACAAGUGUUUUCGUAAUUCGGAUGUUGCUGUCUCCAAUGCUCUGUACGUGUGCCCGACACGGGAUACUUCCUAUUGGGAUGCAGCUGACCCUUAAUCAGCAACGCCCCCCUUGUCUGUACCUCAUAUCUAGCGUGGUGCGUCUUUCUCGACUCGAGGAAUCCAGGAUAGAAUGGUCACUAACCGGCGCAAUCAUCAGUUCAUGUAGAGUUGUCAUGAGCGGUACAACCUUUGGCUCUUGUUGAAUCAUCAGUGGACUGCACAACCUUUGGCCCGUGUAUCUGUAAAGAGUGUGUGUAUGUAUUGCCGCGACUAAGUAAAAGUUUAUCGAUCGGAUAGGAGGGAUAUAAAACGGGGACACAACGAAGGAAACAUCAUUAAACGUUGACAUCGGCGUUCCUGAGGAACAGGUAUAGAUGAAGCAGAAGAUCAGGAUCACGGCUACCUAAGAUAUCCCGGACGGGGAUCUCCGAUUGUCUGCCUUGUGCUCUCAGUGCUCUAGAGAGCUGAAAGCGAGCAGUAUGGAACCGGAUACACGACCAGACAACAUGCUCGAUGUCGUGGUAGCCAUCGCCACAAUCACAAAGAUUGUUUGCUGCGAGCCCAAUGCGAUAGAGAUGCGCGUUUAGGUUGUAGUGAUUGGACAUAAGCCGAGAUAUCACGCGAAUGAAAUCACGACCUACAUUCAAUCCCUUGAACCAUGCACUCGUCGAGACCUUAGGGAUAAUCGUGUGUAACCAACGACCGAACUCAUCUCCACUCCACAUGCGCUGCCAACUUACGAGCGUGUACUGACGAGGAAUGUGGAAAAAUUCAUUAUAAGCAAUUUGCCUUUCAAAAAGUGUGCCUUCUAAAGCGCCCACCUUAGCUAGCGAGUCCGCUUUCUCAUUCCCCGGAAUCGAACAAUGAGAGGGAACCCAUGUCAAGGUAAUCUUGAAUAAUUUUUCGACCAAAACACUCAAUAGUUGUCUUAUUCUAGUUAGGAAAUAAGAUGAGCGUUUAUCAACCUUCAUUGAGCGGAUUGCCUCUAUUGAGCUGAGACUGUCUGAAAAAAUAAAAUAGUGCAGUCGUAAUGAUAAAUAUAAACAAGGAGGGGUAAUAGCGGGAUGGAAAUAUUCACGCUAGGGUAUUAGUAAUGAAUCUCUGCUGAGGCAAAUAUUCAGCCUUUUUCCAAGCAGUUAUCAUUGUUUGUUUUCUGUCAUCAAUGCAUUGAACUGACGCUAUGGUGAAGCAGGUGUUAAGGUUGUGCACCAAAAAAAUAUAUGGGGAAUACCAAGUUAUUCAAUAAGUUAUAUUAAGUUAUUUAUUUAUUUGGGUUUGCGUGCCAGUCGCAAAACUGCUUUCUACUAGGAUUGCAUUUGCACUAAUCUUGAUCAUAAUGAAGCAGUGCUAUUCUUUUCGAGGUUGUUGAGAUUAACAGAUUGAGUUUAUUUCGUUUGUUUAGUCACCAAGAAAAUAAAUGUCGUUCUGGAAUUUUGUAUGUUAUUUGGUUUUGUUUGGCCGGAGCAAAACUUUCUCCACUAAGGAUGACAGCUGCGCUUACAUCGACCAUGUAUUGUUCUGCAUGCAUUGUUCAAAUGAUUCUGCAUCACCGUCGAAACAAACAAUUCGCUGUCAAAAGAUUUCAGAUACGCCUACUACCGUUGCUAUAUAAUGAACAGUGAUUUCGGAUUCUAACUGAAUCAAACCUCAGUCAAGUGGAGGCCACCUGUCAAAGAAGAUUAUGCUAUCAAUGUAUCAAUAGAGGAAACUUUUCAGCUCUUGUAGCAUAUUACUGAAAUAGAUCAUCUCGAUUUUGGAAAGGAAAAUUCUAACACUAUUUCCAACUCAAACUGACAGUGGAUAGACUUCUAAACGUGAGUUUCAUGGCAUUAAUCCCCCAUCCAUUAAACACUUACCACAUUCUAAACCAAACACGGAAGCUCCAAAACGAUGCUCUCGGCUCAAUCCGACUGAUUAACUUUUAUGGUUAUGUUUUCGCUAGCUUUCGGUAUUGCGCCACCUUCACAACGCACACGAUAUAAUGAAAUCACCACGCAAAAUGGCUAAUAAUUCGCACCCGGGCGGCAGUCAUUAUCCCAUUAACGACCCACUAUGUCGAGAUUCUUAUCUUUAACGCGGCAGUGCGGCGCUUGGAAUUUAAUCGUCCCAAAGACGUUCAAUAAAUUUCCAUUAUCAACACUCAAUAAAGAGCCAUAAAUUAAGUCACCGAGGCUUAAUGGGUGAAGUUCCGAUACUUUUAUCAAUGCAAUCUGGGUCUCCCGCGUACUUGAAGUGAUUCAAAUUGCUCCACAUCAAAGAAAAAUCUCCGUCUGUCCGGCUCCGGCUUGUUCACGAGGGAGGAAAACAGUCAAGCGAUUAGCAUACGGCGCUUAAUUACAGUAAUACUAUAGCGUAGCCAGUUUUGAGAAGCAGUUAGAUGUAUCACAAAAUAGACAAAAAAUCUAAAUAUUUCCGAUAGGAUCGAUUAAUAGAUAUAAUAACGCAGCAGUAUGCAGCAACAUGCACCGAUAUAGGGGAAAAUACAGAUGCACUGAACAAACAAUAAAUUAAAUGUAAUUUCCUGUUUUUUGGAGCCCACAAAUAAUUGCAAACGCUGAUAAGAGAACAACAAGAAAAUACAAACAAAUCAUGACUUUGUUAAUGCUGUGUGUUAUGCGCAACGGUCAGGAAAGGUCCUCUUCUAGUCAUAAUGAUAGAAAUAAACUUAUCCACACGCUCCACAAAGUUCCGAACCUCUCCUACAUGCACGCUUCAGCAGAACCGGUCUACCUACCCGAUAACCCACCCACACACACACGUACGUAAAAUCAUUAGCAGAACACGCAACCACUAUUUUAGAUGGUACGGAAAUUACCACACGAACGCAGGAACGCAUUAUUAUUGGUACAGCAGCAAAACUGACAGUUGUCAUACAGAAAAAAAACCUAAAUGUUCUCUCGAAAGGCCAGAAGAUAAUGGACAAAACUAUUCGUGAUAAAUACUAGAGUUUUUGACACAGGAAAAGCAAUCUUCAGCAAGUGUUGGUUGAAUGUUUUUUUUUGUCUGGUGAUGUACUAUUGAUUUCGGCUAGUUUUACUGUAAAUAUUGUUUAACGAUUCUUUGUGUGUGUUUGACAGAGAAAGUUUUUUUUAUGUGUUGGUUUUCUGUUUAGUUUUAUUUUUGUAUCGUGCUCACAGAUAUUUAUUACAUUAUUUUAAUGUUGAUGAUAAGAAUUUUAGAAUUUUAAGAAGAGUUUCGAUGGUUAGUUUUACCAUGGAACGGACGAAUAUAUUCUCUACGUUUUGAAAUGUGUCCUUUUGUUCAAUGUAAAAUAUUUGUGCUUUUUUAUUUUUAGUACAAAACAACCACUCUGAAAAUGCAAUUUCAGUCAUAGUCUUAAGAAUGUUUUAUGUUUCGGCAUUUUAGAAAUCGCUUUACCUAAAUAUAAUGAUAA
Toxorhynchites rutilus septentrionalis is the source of this 18447-nucleotide messenger RNA. It is a transcript of the gene Hecw, whose product is annotated as E3 ubiquitin-protein ligase HECW2. Lineage: Eukaryota; Metazoa; Arthropoda; Insecta; Diptera; Culicidae. The transcript has 7 exons. Gene Ontology annotation, molecular function: ubiquitin-protein transferase activity; protein binding. The coding region runs from base 524 to 4480 and encodes 1318 amino acids. Gene Ontology annotation, biological process: regulation of dendrite morphogenesis. The record is from RefSeq and is a predicted model, not a curated record.